GAAAAGCAGCUUGUGCUGUGCUUACCCUCAAAGGAGCACACCAACACUCACAGCGACACGAUCAUAGUGUGUGUACACCCUCCUGCAGCCUGCACUCCAAACCUACAGAUAAGACGACUGAGAUGAAUCCUGAAGGUGUUCCACUGCAGGGGAGGGGAUAUGAAGGAUAUCCAGGAUAUCCAGGACAGCCUGGAUAUCCAGGACAGCCUGGAUAUCCAGGACAGCCUGGAUAUCCAGGACAGCCUACAGUGGUUCAGUCCACCACUGUGAACAUCAUCACUGAGCCCCCCAAAGACCACAUCAUCUGGUCCCUCUGCUGCUUCGUCUACUCGAACCCCCUCUGCCUCGGGCUGGUGGCUCUCAUCUACUCCAUCAAGUCCAGAGAUCGGAAGAUGGUUGGUGAUCUGGAGGGGGCUCGACAUUAUGGAGGAACCGCCCGCACCUUCAACAUUAUAUCUUCUGUUUUGUUUGGCAUAGGGAUCUCUAUCUUCAUUAUUGUCAUCAUCACUUUCCACAUUUCGGCAAAUAAUGCAUACAAUUAUCGUUAUCGUUAUCGGUAAUAACUGACAAAAACUGAACUGUAAAAUCAUUUUGGUUAACUGAAACUAAAAUAAAAAAUAAGGCUUUACUAGAUUAAAAACUAGCUAUAACUUGCCUACCUGAAUCUGUAUCGUGUGUUUACAAAACGAAAUAAAAAUUACAUUUUAG
Labrus bergylta (ballan wrasse) is the source of this 708-nucleotide messenger RNA. The record is from RefSeq and is a predicted model, not a curated record. NCBI's taxonomy places the organism in Eukaryota, Metazoa, Chordata, Actinopteri, Labriformes, Labridae.